UUAACCUGACUUCUUACUAAUUCCAUUAUUAUGAAUGAAACGUAUCAUUUUAAUUUAUUAUAUUGAUAUUUAGAAAUGGAAGAAAGAUAUUUUGGAUGGGAUGAAAUUUCUGAUGGAUUACUUUUAUUAAGUACACAAAAGACUGAGGAUGAGCAUACCAAAAAGACUAAACUACAAUCUGAUCCUAAUCAUGUAUCAAAGGUAUAUUGUCCGCACUCAUACUUGAUUUUAAAUUUCCAUGAAACCUUAAGUCAACGUGAUAAGCUCAGAUUUAGGAAAUAUUAUUUAAGGAAGGUAGCUCCAAAUGAACCAAAUGUUAUUAUUUUACAAGAUAUAAAGGAUCUUGUAAUGUAUUUAUUAAUCAGUCACAUAAGUCCUCAAUUUGUGAAUUUCUUCUAUUUAUCAAUAGUGGAUCGCUUUUUGAGAGCUGCAAUACUUUAUUUCCAAUAUUAUGUGAUAACAUGGGAAGAAUUAAUGAAAGAACGUACAGCUACUAUGAAAAAAGCACCAAAUCCUUUGGCUCAGGGCUAUAGAUAUAGAUAUGCAGAAGAAAUGCAAAUUCUUCGAUGUGUCUUAGGUAGAGAAUAUGCUGAUUUAAUAGUAGGUUGUCAUGAUGUUAUACAAUAUCAUCAUAUGACUGGUGGAAAAAAAGGAGCUCCAUCUGUGACACAAUCUCAAGGAGAAAAGGAUUUACGAAUAUUUGAGGUAUUAAUCUGUAUGACACAUCGUAUUGUCUGGAUAGCUUUAGAACGCAAGUAUUUCAGUUUGAUUGAAAUGGAAUUGCACAGAUUAUUUAGAACUGAAACAUAUAAUAUAGCAGAAAGACGAAGUCAUAUCAUUCAAGAUAUGUUACCUAAUGAUAUCCAAGUAUUACAAGGUCACAAAAUACAAGUAAAAAGAAAAUUAUUAAGAAAUUCACCCUUAAUACAAGGAUUAAUAUACUCAGAUUCUGACUAUCGUCUUCUAUCUUUAGGAAUAGAGGACAAUUCAAAUGACGAACGCAUUCUUUAUUUGAAAUAUGCACUUGUUGCUAGAGAAGAUAAAUUACACGAACUGGGAAUAAAAGUAGGAAUUUUAGGAGAAAAUAGAACUAAUUAUGAUAUCUUACUAAUGCCUCUAGAAGAAAAAAACGAAGAACAAGACAGAACUCAAUUAUCUGAUAGAAGAAAACAUGAAAAAAGAAAAAGUAUUAAGGAUACAAUGCAAGAUACACAAAUAUCUAUAAAAGUACAAAGACUUCCGUCUUUUCAAACCAAACCCGACCUAACACAAGACUUUUCAACGAGAACAAUUAAUAUUUCACCAAAAGGCUACAAAAGUGCGCGUCAAAAAGCAAGGAAAAAGUGGCUGAUGAGAGAAAUUAAACGGCAAGGAUAUAAAGAAACGGAUACAUACUCAAUAGCAACAAUGAUAGAUCAAUAAUUUUUUUGAAAAUAAAUUAGGAAUUAUAAGCAUAUUUGUGUCAUAAUAUAAAUUAUCAUAAUUUCAAUAACAUU
This is a messenger RNA of Bombus impatiens (common eastern bumble bee), 1496 nucleotides long. RefSeq lists its product as uncharacterized. The record is from RefSeq and is a predicted model, not a curated record. Gene Ontology annotation, biological process: negative regulation of phosphatase activity. Gene Ontology annotation, molecular function: phosphatase binding. NCBI's taxonomy places the organism in Eukaryota, Metazoa, Arthropoda, Insecta, Hymenoptera, Apidae. The coding region runs from base 76 to 1422 and encodes 448 amino acids. The transcript is spliced from 6 exons.